AUGAAUUUAUCUGAUAUUAAGUGUGAUAUUCCCGAAUUGACUGGUCAUAAUUACAAAAUUUGGAAGGAGAAGAUUCACCUUCAUUUGGGCUGGAUGGACAUUGAUUGUGCUAUUCGGAAACACGAGCUGCCGGGUAUUAUUGAAACCAGCGAGCCAGAAGAUGUUGAUCUUUAUGAGCGGUGGGAGAGAUCUAACUGUUUUUUCAUGAUGCUCAUAAAGACCAAGAUAUCAAUUGGUAUCCGUGCAUCUGUCGAUCAACAUAAUAAUGUCAGAGAGCUUUUGAAAGCUAUUGACGAACAAUUCGUCAAGUUUGAUAAGGCUCUUGCCAGUACACUAAUCAUUCAGUUCUCCACCAUUAGAUUCACGGGUUUGAGGGGUGUGCGCGAGCACAUAAUGCGCAUGCGGGACAUUGCGGCGUAG
Molecule: messenger RNA, 420 nt
Organism: Andrographis paniculata
Lineage: Eukaryota; Viridiplantae; Streptophyta; Magnoliopsida; Lamiales; Acanthaceae
Exons: 1
Coding region: 1-420 (139 amino acids)
Source: RefSeq, a predicted model, not a curated record